GGAAAAAUAACUAAAAAUCCGAAAUUUUAUCGUAAAAUCGCAUAGUUAUAGAUAAAUUUAGCAAAUUAGGCAGCAAAAGAAGCAUUUAUUCAUCGAGGAGCCAUCAUGGAGGACGAAAAUUCGCAAAAGACAGAUUCCGGUCAAAACGAGACAAUUUCCGAGAAAAAGGAGGAAAAUCCCGAAAUAGAAAGCGAAUUUGACGUCAACGAGCUCAGUGGCGGCGAUUAUUUGGUACUUGACGAGAUAACCGGCAGCCAGGAUCCUCCAAACGCGACUGAAAAGGAGCAAGAAUCGAUGGAAGUGAUAGAUUUGGAGAGUUCAAUCAAUACAUCGGCGGAAGAAGAGAAGUUAUUGGACAACACUGAGCCAAUUCCAGCAGAACUUUCACCAAUAAAGCCAGAAAAUCUGGAAAUUGAGGAAAAAGAGGCAGAAAGCAUGACAAUAGAGGACGCUUCGGUACCCAUUUUGUCAGAAUUAAACAAUUCUGAGCCCGAAUUGAUAGAAAUUGCAAAACCUGAAGCUGAAAAUGAUGUUGAAACAGCUGCAACGGAGGAUAUGUCAGACAUUUUUCCCGAAAAAGAGCCAGAAUUGGUCGAAAAAGAGGAAGAAAUGGACGAAAAAGAGUCCGAAAUCAUGACAAUCGACGAUGAUGACCUCGAACCACUGCAACUUUCUCCGGAUGAGGCAGAAAAGGAGCCAGAAACGCCAACUACGCUCAUUGACGAGUCACUUACGAUCGAAGAAUCGAAAAUGGAAACGAGUGAAGUUGAAAUUAAUCCAUCUGAAGACACUCCAAUAGUCGAAAAUGCCGAAAAAGACAAAGAAAUUCCAUCAGAAACGACAGAAAAUGAAGCAAUUACUAUCGAAACGCCGUCUGAAGUGUCAUUUACGGAACCCACAGUCCCCGCCACAGAGCCAAUGGAAACAGAAGAAAAUAGUUUCAGCACAAAUUUGACGUCUCAAAUCCUGGCUGCACUUGAAAAAGCCAAGAAACAAGACGAAACUUCCACGGAAACUCCAAAAACGGCGACAAAUGAAGUUGUUGAGCUCUUGGAUGAUGACGAAGAUGCCCCGCCGCCAGCUCCGGAGAACGCUGAAACGGAAGAAACGACAAAAGAGGCGGAAGAAGUUAAGCCAGCUCGCGAUCACGAAUGCGUAAAUCCCAAUUGUGAUCGGCGUUCGAACGAAUUUCAGCGUGCCCGUAAGGUGAUUGUUAAUUAUUUCCGACAAAAUAGUGAGAAACUGAAAAAGAAGCAAUUUGUGUGCGCAUCCUGUUACGAUUUCGCUGUCGAAAAGUAUCGCGGAUACACGGAAACGCUCCUGGAACAACAGCCGCUGCUGCUGAUGGAAAUGCCAAAGCACGAGGAAGUCGUUGAGCUGCUGAGUGACGGCGAAGACGACAGCAAUGACGAAAAUUCAUCCGACGAGGAACCCCUUCCGCAGGAAACGCUCGACUUGCUGAGCUCCGAACUGGAAAAAACGCUCUCUGACGUCCUCGAAAAGGUCAAAGCCUCGCAACAAAUCGACUGGUCGGUGCAAAUAAUGCGCGCCCAAGUGGAAAACAAUCAAAAAAUCGUCGAGGAGAAUGACAAGUUGAUACAAGCGCUCGAGCAACAGGCGACGACAAUGUACCGCAAGCUGUAUGCCGUGAACGAGGUGCAGUAUCACAACGUGCCCGCACUGGAAAUCAUGUCAACCAAUGACGGGCGCAUGUAUACGGAAAAAAAUCAUCUUCCUUUGCCGGGACCGACAUUCCGACCACCCAUCACACUGUCAUCCGUUUAUUAUGCCGUCAAACAACGUCUCCUUUCGACGUGGUGUCAAUGCAAAGUACUCGAUGUCAUCGAAGACGCCUCAAAAGCGCAUCAUUUUCGCGUGCAGUUCAUCGAUAGCAAGGUGAAUAACGUUCGUGUUGUCUCGCCGAAGCAAAUUGCUUACAGUCAUCCACCGACGACGCGAUUAUCUGUGGGCGAGCGAGUCAUUGCGCACUUUAACAUGAAUCCGAGUGCGAAACCCAUGGGCGGCGGCACGCAUCAGAGUCACUUUUAUCCGGGAAUUAUUGCGGAACCGCUGCAACCGUACAACAUGUUUAGAUAUUUGAUCUUUUUCGACGAUGGAUAUGCGCAGUACGUGACGCCGCAAGACGUGAGAUUGGUCUACGAUGUGUCGGAGACGGUGUGGGAAGAUGUACAUCCGCAUUCGAAGGAAUUUAUUCAAAACUAUUUGCAGACCUAUAAGAAAGAGAGACCUAUGGUCCAAGCCAAACCGAAUCAAAAAAUCAACACGGAAUUCAAGGGCAAAUGGGAAUACGCCAAAGUCCUCGAAGUCGAUGCCAGUCUCAUUCGCGUUUACUUUCACGAUGCCAAGAAAACGGAAUGGAUUUAUCGUGGCUCGACGCGUUUAGCGCCGUUAUUCAAGCAACGCGAAUCCGCGACAAAGAAACGUUCGCACGACCCUUCCAUCGAGUACGUUUCCAUGAACGAAUCGAACGACGCUUCCGCUCGUCGUCCUGCGCCUCCCCCCUCCGACGGAUCUGAGCCUCCCGUAAAACGAGCUGUUGCCCGCAAGAGCUCCGCCGCUCGCCCGCCCUCCAACACCGUCACACGUACCGAACAGCAAAUCCAGCAGCUGCAAAAGCAACGCCAGGAACAACGAAACAUCAAAUUUAUGAACUCGAAUACGAUCAUUUUGGACGACGAUGCCGAGGAAAAGGGACGUGUCGUGUACUUUGCCGUGAAUAAAAAUUUCGAAAAGCAACCGUUUCGACCGCACACGUGUUCGCCCGAUUGUCUGUUGAAGGUUUCGCAUAACAUGAUGAAAUACAGUCCGACAGCAAAACCGCUGAUUUGCGCUUGGGACCGCCAACUAGUCAAGCAAAAGUUGAAACGAACUGUUAUGUAUACAGCGCCAUGCGGGCGUCGAUUGCGGAACAUCAACGAAGUCUAUCAAUAUUUGAAGAUGACAAAAUGUCGGCUUGGCAUCGAGUGUUUUGACUUUGAUGAGAAAUUGCAUUGUUUGGCUGAAUAUCAAACGAACAAGAAAUUUUAUUACAAUCCGGAUAUCAGUGAAGGGCGUGAAGGCAUGCCAAUUCCGUGUGUCAACAGUUAUGACGAGACAAAACCGCCUCCGUGCGAAUAUUCUGCCAACCGGAUUCCGACAGAAGGCGUCAACUUGAACACCGACCCGGAGUUUAUGUGCGGUUGUGAUUGCACGAACGACUGUAUCGACAAGGAAAAGUGCGCCUGUCAGAAUCUCACACUCGCUGGAGCCCGUUGGAGCAAUCCGACGACGCCAAUUGAACAAGUGGGCUACCAGUACAAACGUCUGUACGAACAAAUUGCCGCCGGCAUCUACGAAUGCAACCCGAAUUGCAAGUGCAGCAAAAAAACGUGUCUCAAUCGUGUGGUCCAGCAUCCCAUUCAGAACCGCAUCGAGUUGUUUAAGACUUUCAACAUGGGUUGGGGCCUUCGUGCUACCACAGACAUUCCCAAGGGGACUUUUAUCUGCAUCUACGCCGGUUAUUUGCUCACCGACGAAAAAGCCAACACCGAUAACGGCGACGAAUAUUUCGCCGAUUUGGAUUAUAUCGAACUCGUGGAGCAGCUAAAGAACGGCUAUGAAUCUGACGCACCUGAAAUGACAGAUCCCGAAUCCGAUUACGACCCCAAUGAGGAUUCCAUGGAUGGCGAUCGCGAUUUUAGACCGUCGAAUGGCGUUUCUUCGGGUAAUACGCGAUCCGUGCGCAGUACUCGCAGCUCUAAAAAUGUCGAUCAACUCAUGGAACGAGCAAAGGUCAAAGAUAAUAGUAAACCUGCAUCACGUUCUGGGUCUGAUGACGAAGAUUCGCGUGAGAAAAUCAGUCUCAUGCCGAACAGUGAUCCGGAUGCGGAAGAAAAUGUCAACUCGAAGUACACGUCGCUGCGGAAGUUGUACGGCAAAAAUGAGUCCGUUUACGUGAUGGAUGCCAAAAUCUGCGGAAACAUUGGGAGAUAUUUCAAUCACAGCUGCGAUCCGAACAUGUUUGUGCAGAACGUUUUUGUGGAUACGCACGAUUUGCGGUUUCCCUGGGUGGCGUUCUUCUCGUCGCGCUACAUAAAAGCAGGAACGGAGCUCACGUGGGACUACAACUACGAGGUUGGCAGCAUCGACGGCAAAAUUCUCUACUGCGAAUGCGGUUCCGCCAAAUGUCGCAUUCGACUCUUGUAAAUCGUAAGGAAAAAUUUUAAAUGUGUACUGGAAGUAAAUUUAAUC
Culicoides brevitarsis is the source of this 4251-nucleotide messenger RNA. It is a transcript of the gene egg, whose product is annotated as histone-lysine N-methyltransferase eggless. Lineage: Eukaryota; Metazoa; Arthropoda; Insecta; Diptera; Ceratopogonidae. Gene Ontology annotation, molecular function: histone H3K9 methyltransferase activity; zinc ion binding; DNA binding. Gene Ontology annotation, cellular component: nucleus. Gene Ontology annotation, biological process: heterochromatin organization; negative regulation of gene expression. Bases 106 to 4206 code for a protein of 1366 amino acids. The transcript has 3 exons. The record is from RefSeq and is a predicted model, not a curated record.